AUGUCCGUGGUGCAGACACCCGGGAGUAGGGUUGUCCCGAGCAGACACCUGCGGCGCGACGGCGCGCCGGCGGCGGUGCGUUCGUACCGGUUCCCGAACGGAACGGAUUUACACGGUGAUGAAGAGGGAUCGUCGUUCAUGGCGGACCCGAUCGACGCCGCGGGGCUCGAGCGCGCGUUCGCUUCGGAUCCGGUGUUGAAGGAGGCGGAACGUGAAAUUUUAAGCAAGACCAACGCACAGCGAAUAGCUGCCGCCGAGCGUGGGGCGUUGUUGGAGCACGGGAAGCAGUUUGAUUCGAUGCUCGGCAUGAAGACGAUUUACUCGUCAGGGUCAGGGGCGAGCGACGACGACGAUAAGGCUUCAACGCAGAGCGUGGCGUACCUGUACCCGGGCAUCGAUGGCGCGUCGAACCGAUCUUACUCGCCGUUCGACCUCACCUUGGACGAGGCGGCGGAAAACUUGCUGUGUGAUUUCGGCGCGCCCAACAUUGACGGUGCGUACGGCUUGAUUGACGACGACGGAUCGGAGAUUUUUGUCCAGCACACGGCGCCGCCGCUCUCUGCUUGGAUGAGCAACGGCAACUUGUGCGGCCUCGACGCUCCGCCUGGACACGAGCCCGCGUGGGCGUCAGGUGGCCGAUCUGAAGCGUACGAGCAUAUCCCUGCCGUCGUGGAGUUUGGCGUUCCGGGACACACCGAGGUGGAGUCCAUCGCUUCUCUGCGCGCGCAGUACCGCGCGUUGUUCGGCAAGGACACCAACUCCAACAACAGGCAAUGGAUUAUCAAACGACUCGAGGCGUUCCGAAACGGAGAUGACCUCACCCCGCCGUCGAGUCGGUAUAGCUCGCCCCUGUCCGGUGAAGACACCUACGUUGGGGGCGCUCGAUUCAAGCAGAGCGUGUCGUCACCCAAGCGCGCCGCCGGCAAACGUCAAGUGAAGUCAGCUCGUUCGCUGUACGACGAAGAGGUGGAUGAACAUGAGAGCGCCAGGCGCGGCGCUGUUAAGGGACGAGGUAAGGUCGUCAAAGGUAAGCGCGUCGCGGAAGCGUCGCUCCCGAAGAGUAACACAAAAAAGGCGAAGAGUGUUAGUGAUGCUGAGUCUGCUGACGGAAGCUCCGCAAAGGGCGGUGCGAGGGGCACCGCAAGGCCAGCCGCCAGAAGUAAGCAAGGUGAGAACGGUACCGGCCGUCGUAGCAAGCACCACAACCCCUGGGCGUUAGAAGAGGCCGAGGCACUCGUGCGAGGCGUCGCGCAGUGCGGUGGCGGGAAAUGGGCUGAUAUAAAAAAGCUUGGCUUCCCGGCGAUCGAACAUCGCACCGCGGUGGACCUCAAGGACAAGUGGCGUAACCUCUUGCGCAUCGCCAUGUUGCCUGCGCAGUCUGUUAAGACUGUGGGCGACAAGAAACGUGAAAUUCCGCAGGAGCUUCUCGCCAAGGUCCGCGAGCUCGCGGCGAAGCAAGCAAAAGCCAAAGCGGCGAUGGAAGCGGCGCGCGGGCGAUGA
Molecule: messenger RNA, 1500 nt
Organism: Ostreococcus tauri
Lineage: Eukaryota; Viridiplantae; Chlorophyta; Mamiellophyceae; Mamiellales; Bathycoccaceae
Product: SANT/Myb domain
Exons: 1
Coding region: 1-1500 (499 amino acids)
Source: RefSeq, a predicted model, not a curated record